Messenger RNA from Drosophila subpulchrella, 1013 nucleotides. RefSeq lists its product as uncharacterized. The record is from RefSeq and is a predicted model, not a curated record. NCBI's taxonomy places the organism in Eukaryota, Metazoa, Arthropoda, Insecta, Diptera, Drosophilidae. The transcript is spliced from 3 exons. Bases 144 to 929 code for a protein of 261 amino acids.
AAUUAUAAAAAUUCUUGCUAUCGAUAGACACAAAACACAACCAGAUGUUUGGAUCAUGAUAAUGAUACCUUCCCCUGCGAUAGCAUGGUCGCGCCGUCAAAUAAAUGCGCAGCCUAGGAAACUUUUCUUUGCUAUUGUAAACAAUGGAUAUAAAGUACGAUGAAAAGAAGUGGAAUGCGUCCAACACCAGGAUGCUACUAACCCUCUACAGCGAGCGACAGGCAGAUUUUCGAAACCCGAAAAGGAAGAUCAAAGACGUCUGGGGGGAAAUGGUCGUAGCCCUGCAAAGUCAGGGAAUGACAGAUAUAGACGCCACCCAGCUCGAUCGAAAGUUCAGGAACCUGAAAAAGACCUACUACUGCAUAAAGAGCAAACACUUGGCGAAGGGACCGCAGUACCAUCCCAACUGGCAGUUCUACGACGACAUGACAGAGCUUCUGAAGGACGAGCCCGUGCCGUGGACGCAAGUCCUGACCAUGGAUGACUACUCGGCGAUGCAUACGUUUCUGCGGGACGAUGAGGCAUACAAUCCGGUCAAUGAAAUGGAGAGCGGCAGGAUGUUAUCCAUCGGCACCACUGUCCGGACAGUUGUUCCCCGCCCGCAGAAGCGUCCAUAUCGCAAACGAAAGUUGGCAAUGGGUGAAACUGAUGCCAAAUUCGGAAGAGGAAACAAAGAACCAAGCCAACCGACCAGGGAAGCUGAUCCGGUCACGGUCUUCAAUGCCGCAGAGCCGGAACCCAGUAUUUUGGCGGAGUCCAAAGACGAGCUGUCCAUCGCCACCAAGGAGGAUGCUUUGAGACACCUGCGGGCACUCCAGGAAUACGCCAUGUUCCAGGACAAUUUUAGGGCCAUCGGAUUGCUUAUGCAGGCGGAGAACGCCAUUCAAUAUCCGCCAAAAAGCGACGAUUUCGAAGUGGAUCAAAAGUAAAGAGACCUCAUAGCCAUUAAAGAUAGCUAGUACUAAUAAAUUUAAUUAAUGGAACAUGUCCUAUAAUUACCCCUUUAUUAUUUU